UUGUUCAGUAAUAACGUAUGUCCUGUAUGCCACCGUCGCUUCGACAAAGGGAAGCAACUGUAUGGACACUUGUUCCAAAACCAUGGGUUCACCAAACAGGAUCUGGAGAAUUAUAAAGCAGAGAGGCAAAUGAAGAUGAAGCCACAGGCUUCCAACCUUUUCAACUGCGCCAAGUGUGACGCAAAAUUCACAAGAGCUGAUGCGUUACGACGUCAUGGUCGAAGAAAACACAUGGAUACGUAUGCUUACCGCAUAACAUGUUGUUUAUGCGAUGCAAAAGUGGCGAAUCAUCGCCAGCUAGUAGCACAUGCUCACAUAGAGCAUGCUAUAGAUGACGAUGACUAUUCCGUUCACAAAAUCACAUUCAGCAACGUCAGUGCUUACAAGGUUGAAGAGUUUCUAGUCUUGUUUUGA
Messenger RNA from Cylicostephanus goldi, 414 nucleotides. The record is from the annotation of a GenBank genome assembly. NCBI's taxonomy places the organism in Eukaryota, Metazoa, Nematoda, Chromadorea, Rhabditida, Strongylidae.